This is a messenger RNA of Guyanagaster necrorhizus, 1303 nucleotides long. RefSeq names its product actin depolymerizing protein. Bases 59 to 1174 code for a protein of 371 amino acids. Gene Ontology annotation, molecular function: actin filament binding. Lineage: Eukaryota; Fungi; Basidiomycota; Agaricomycetes; Agaricales; Physalacriaceae. Gene Ontology annotation, cellular component: actin cytoskeleton; cytoplasm. Gene Ontology annotation, biological process: actin polymerization or depolymerization. The record is from RefSeq and is a predicted model, not a curated record. The transcript is spliced from 5 exons.
CAACUUGGCUUCAAUCCUUCAACUUUGCAUUUUGCCUUUCGGCCUACUUACAACGUUAAUGGCUCAUCUAACCAAACCGCCGAAAUAUGAUGUCAAAGAUUCUAACAUCGCGCUCUUAGGCUCGGACUUGGAGGAACGCGUCCGAGAGCAUGCUGGUGAUACAGAACCCGCAUGGAAGAGUGCGGGAGCCAAGCCCGGCGUCGAAGUAUGGAGGAUUGAACAAUUCCAGAUCAUCCCCAGAGAAGUCAACGGUGAAUUCUAUGAUGGAGAUUCAUACAUCGUGUUGCACACUUACAAAAAGAACCUCGAUUCCGAAACUUUGUCGUAUGAUCUUCACUUUUGGCUUGGGGAGGAAACAUCUCAGGAUGAGGCUGGCACAGCGGCGUACAAGACCGUCGAACUGGAUGACCAUCUAUAUGGUGUACCCGUUCAAUAUCGAGAAGUCCAAGGGUACGAGUCAUCCCGUUUUCUCUCAUACUUUCGCCAUUUCGUUUGUCUACACGGGGGAAUAGAAAGUGGCUUCCGACAUAUCGUUGAUCCGCCUUCCCUCGACGUGCGAAUUUUAUACCACAUAUCUUUCACUACCAAGAACAAUCUGGUUAUUCGCCAAGUCCCCGCGCGAUCAUCUAGUUUGAUUCAAGGCGACGUGUAUGUUCUGGACAUGGGGACGAAGGUGUGGCAGUUCAAUACCAAGGACAGCGCCGGGAAAGAAAAGUUCAGAGCAGCUGAAUUUGUAAGGAAUAUAGUUGACAAGAGAGAUGGACAGCCCGAGCUUACGGUAUACGAUGAGGGCGGCUCGGGUGCUGGUAUAUUCCUGAACGAAUUCGGAGAAGGAACAACACUUCGGCAACCUGGUCCUAGCAGCGGUGGCCCUCGAGCAUUAUUCAGGUUAUCAGACGCGUCCGGUUCCGUCACAUUCGAAGGCGUUGAACCACCUACAUCUGCGUCACUAUCUUCGUCAGACGCUUUUCUGCUAGAUGAUUCUUACGGUUUUCAUCAUCCAGCGGUCUAUGUUUGGAUUGGCAAGUCUGCGUCGCUAACUGAACGCAAGCUAGCUCCUCAGUACGCGCAGAGAUAUCUUCACCAAAGACGUUCAUCUGCAGCUCAUGUGUCCAUUGUUAAGAUGGGGGAGGAAGAGGAAAGCGACAUGUUUCUUCAAGCUGUAAGGGCUUGAACUUACGUCCCUUACUUUUCGACCGAUUACCAAAUACAAUGCUUGCUCAAUGCUGACUCUCAAACUCUGUGCCCAGAAAAGUUCAUCUUCCUGACGUACUUACUAAAAUACAUGAAUUUUCGACAAAAC